UACGCCACGUAUGAUUGGAAAAAUCCUGUUGAGAAGAAGAGCUCUGCAAAUUGGCUAAGUAUACAGGAGCUAGUAAAAAAAUGGAGUCUUCAUUAUCCCUUUUGUUUUUGGAAUUCUAUUAAAUACCUGAACCCCUUCACAUAAACUUUCUUCUUUGAUUCAUUUCAAAGUAUUGAACUUUACCAUGACAGCACUUGCUCAAAUUUCCAUCAAUUUAUCACCCUUAAACACACCAAACGAUGCUCUGUACAGAAAACCAAACUUUCUUGGGCUGAAAUUACAGAGACCCAGUUAUUGUUUCACUGGUUUAAGUUCAAGAAAAGUAUCAAUUUGUAGUAGUUGGUACAAAUUAGGAGCUUUUAAGGAGAAAACCUCAUUCUUGACAGAUAAAAAUGGGAUUUUGAUGAAGGAGGUGAGAUGGGGUUGUGAGAAGAGAAUGGUUUUUGUGAAAUUCAAACAAGGGUUUGGAUUUGAUGGGAUUGGUGAUGGUGGUGGUGGUGGUGGUGGUGGGAGGGAUAAUAGUGAGACUGUGAGAGUGUUGAGUAAUCUUGUUCUAGCAAUUGGGUUGACUUAUCUCACUAUGACUGGUCAGCUGGGUUGGAUCUUGGAUGCUAUUGUUUCUGUUUGGCUCCUUGCAGUUCUACUUCCAAUUUUAGGUUUGGGAGCUUUUAUUUGGUGGGCUGGACGAGAUAUUGUUCAAAGCGCUUGCCCAAACUGUGGGAAUGAUUUUCAAAUUUUCAGGUCUACUUUAAAUGAUGAGGUUCAGCUUUGCCCUUUCUGUACUCAGCCAUUCUCAGUUGUUGGUGAUAAGUUCGUGAGAGACCCAGUAACGUUCUCCAACCAGUCAACUACAUUUGGUCAAGCAUUCAGUGAUUUCAGUACUCGUUCAAAGAAAGGUAAGGAUUCCUCUAUUGGAAUUGUUGAUAUAGAAGCCGAAGUUAAGGACGCGGAGUAGGCAGUGGUAUCCAGUGAUACAGUAGCAUAUGAAAUCAUCAUUAGGGAUUAUGGGGAAGCAGCAGCUGCUGAACGGGAAGAAGACAAGAACAUCCCACAUCAAUAUGAAGAGAAGCUUCUCGUAAGCACUACUUUUGGUCAUAAAUGCCGAACACCAUGUUCAGCAUAGCUUGUUAUGCAUGGUCGUACAUGACUGUACAGUCGCAAACACAUGGUCAACAUAUUAUAGAAUAUUGCUGAUUAUGUUAGGAAAAGUGGUGAUACCACUAUACCUUAUUGCAGUUUCCCCAUAGUAUACCAUAGCAUAUGAUAGCUCCUCAUGUUUGUAAAAAUACUAUCUAGCUUCUCAUCAGUUGAGUUGUUGAUUGUAUUAUGAUGUAAUAAACGACAUACUCCGUGUAAUUUCACAAGUGAGGUCUGGGGAGGCUCUCGCUUUCCAACGUUUUAGCGAAGCCAGAUGCUGCCGGUUUCUCUAUGACAGUAGGAGCAAUAAGCUGAACCUGGUGCAUUUCUGUGGUCAAAUGGAAGAGCUUUGGCUUUUGUGGUAUACCAACAAAACUUGUUCCUUUCUCUUUUUAAAUUUUUUAUUUUUUUCCUUCUUGA
Molecule: messenger RNA, 1557 nt
Organism: Solanum dulcamara
Lineage: Eukaryota; Viridiplantae; Streptophyta; Magnoliopsida; Solanales; Solanaceae
Exons: 7
Coding region: 185-955 (256 amino acids)
Source: RefSeq, a predicted model, not a curated record